This is a messenger RNA of Tarenaya hassleriana, 1704 nucleotides long. RefSeq lists its product as uncharacterized. The coding region runs from base 1 to 1704 and encodes 567 amino acids. The record is from RefSeq and is a predicted model, not a curated record. NCBI's taxonomy places the organism in Eukaryota, Viridiplantae, Streptophyta, Magnoliopsida, Brassicales, Cleomaceae. The transcript has 3 exons.
AUGAUCCGGUUCGACAUCAUACUCUCAGUCAAAUCAUUGGAAGCAAGAGAAGCCGAAUACUACUUCCAAAUCCGAGCCCAAAUCGGAAUCGCUAAAACCCAAGGCACAAGGGGUCAUUAUGCUAGAGAUUGCGCAAACAAACGCGUGAUGGUUAUGCGAAAUGGAGAGUAUGAAACUGAAUCCGAAAGUGGAGAUGGACAAGAGAAUAGUCAUGAGUUUUCUUCGGACUCAGAUGACUAUGAGGAGCAGCCCGCUCCUAGAGGUGAUCUGUUGGUUGCAAGGCGUGCCUGGAAUUUGCAAACCAAAGUGGAGGCUAUCGAGCAACGAGAGAAUAUCUUUUACACUCGCGGGUUUAUUCAGGAGAAGCUUUGUAGUGUGAUAAUUGAUGGAGGAAGCUGUACCAAUGUAGCAAGUGAGUCGAUGGUUACAAAAUUGGGAUUGCUUACCACUCGGCAUCCUAAGCCAUACAAGCUCCAAUGGUUGAACGAUAGCGGAGAAACAAAGGUACAUCGACAAGUGAAGGUACCUUUCUCUAUUGGUGACUAUGAUGAUGAAGUGUUAUGCGACGUAGUACCCAUGCAAGCAGGGCAUUUGCUACUUGGGCGUCCAUGGCAAUUUGAUAGACGGGUCAAACAUGACGGUUACAUCAACCGAUAUUCAUUUGAAAACAAGGGCAAGCGGUUUCGAUUGUUACCUCUCACACCGAAAGAGGUAUACGAAGAUCAAGUUACACUACUCAAAAGAGAAAAAGCGUUGAAUACGAGUGACCAUGAGGUAGAUCACUUAAAACUUGGUGAGGUCUUGAGAAAACCCCAGAAAAAAGCCUGUGAGAGAAAUCCCGAGAGGACAAACACUCUUCUUUUCACGAGAGCUAGAGAGAUUAAGAAAGCUAUGCUUUCGAACCGGCCGAUGAUUUUACUCAUGUACAAGGAGGCCUUAUUUGCUAACGAACUAAUCUCUUCUUUGCCUAGUGGUGUUUGUAAGUUGUUACAGGAUUACGAGGAUGUCUUUCCGGAAGAGAUCCCGAAUGGUCUACCACCCUUGCGAGGAAUUGAGCACCAGAUUGACUUCGUACCCGGUGCUAGCCUUCCAAACAAACCAGCGUACCGCACUAACCCAGAUGAAACAAAGGAGCUUCAACGACAAGUGACUGAACUCCUGGAGAAAGGUUAUGUUCGGGAGAGCAUGUCGCCAUGUGCCGUACCGGUAAUUCUAGUUCCAAAGAAAGAUGGAACGUGGCGCAUGUGUGUUGAUUGUCGAGCAAUCAAUAACAUAACGGUGAAGUAUCGACACCCUAUACCUCGUCUUGAUGAUAUGCUAGAUGAAUUGUAUGGUUCUACUGUGUUUUCAAAGAUAGAUGUGAAGAGUGGAUACCAUCAAAUUCGUAUGCAAGAGGGUGAUGAAUGGAAGACAGCGUUCAAAACGAAGCUAGGACUCUACGAGUGGUUGGUAAUGCCUUUUGGUUUAACUAACGCACCUAGCACUUUCAUGCGGCUUAUGAAUCAUGUUCUCAGAAAUCUCAUUGGAAAAUUCGUUGUUGUUUACUUUGACGAUAUCUUAGUUUACAGCAAGAGUUUAGGAGAACAUGUUGAACAUCUACGUUGUGUUCUUGACAUACUGCGAGGCGAGAAAUUAUACGCUAACCUUAAGAAAUGCACCUUUUGCACUGAUAAGGAUUUUAUCGGCUGUUUCGACGCACUCUAA